Molecule: messenger RNA, 650 nt
Organism: Prorocentrum cordatum
Lineage: Eukaryota; Dinophyceae; Prorocentrales; Prorocentraceae
Source: the annotation of a GenBank genome assembly
GGAGGCCGUGCGGAGGAUCCCCUCCCGAUUCCUGCUCCUCGGUGGACGACCUUCUCCAUCCAGACUACCUGGAUGGCAAGGGCUGGAGCCUCAACGUCGUUGAGGGUGGCGGCGUGCAAGGGCUGACGUGGCUGCGGUGUUCGCGGCCCGACCAGCUGCUGGCCGCGUUUGCCUUCGCGCGCACAAACCUGGUCUACGCCGAGACGAAGCUGAACAAGGCCUCGAGCCGCAGCCACGCGGUCUUCCAGGUGCGCGUCCGGCGGCAGGACCGGGCGCGCGCCGGGCCCGGAGGCCUGAUCAACAGGCACGCGGAAUACACCUGUUCACGCCUCAACGUCGUGGACCUCGCCGGGUCGGAGCGUGUGAAAAAGAGCGGUGCCGAGGGAGUCCAGCUGCGCGAGGCCACGAUGAUAAACAAGAGCCUCUUGUCGCUUGGCAACGUAGUGAGCGCGUUGGCUGCCAAGAAGGCUCACGUACCGCUGCGCGACAGGACUUCUUUUGUACAGCUUCCCAUUUGAUAUUUGCUUUCUCUUCCUCUCUCUGUUUUUCUCGCUCUCUCUCUCUCUCCCUCUCUCUGUUUUCGCUCUUUCCCCUCCCUCUCUCUCUCUCUCCCUCUUUUUUGUCUGUCUGUCUCUCGAUCUCUCCCUCCC